UAACAAACCAAAAUAAACUUGCGAAAUUGCUUAAUGGCAAACCAAAUGGCAAAACGUUUCUAUUUCUUUGCCAUCUUGGUUUUAGUUGUUAAAGUGCAGUUAAUAGAAGGUACUUGCACAAAAAUAGUGGGACGAUGUUCAGCAGCAGAUUGUGGUACACAAUGUAAAUCAUUUGCAAAAGGUGUUCGUACAGUAGCAUGGUCAUGUUCUUUCCUCAACUUAUGCACUUGUACUUUUGAUCAGCCUCCUCCUGGAUUAAUACAACCUACCUGCAAUGUUGGUUUGGGACUAUGCACUCGUGACUGUGGUCAAGCUUGUUGCAACGCUAAGUGUGUUAGCUAUUUUUUUAAUACAGGUGUUGGUAUUUGUGUUGAUGCAUUUAAUAUGAAUAUUUGUCUUUGUUCCUAUCAACGUUGACCUUAUUCUUAAUUCAGAUAAAGUCGCGUAGAUGGUUAUAUUAAUCAUCAUUUUGUAUUAUUACAAGUUUAUAUAUAAAAACAAAUAUAUUACAAUAAA
Cicer arietinum (chickpea) is the source of this 516-nucleotide messenger RNA. Lineage: Eukaryota; Viridiplantae; Streptophyta; Magnoliopsida; Fabales; Fabaceae. The record is from RefSeq and is a predicted model, not a curated record.